AUGAUAUAAGCUGGCCUGUUUCCACUCUGUAUCGUUUUUUUUUUUUUUUUAAUUCAAAUUUAACACAUCCAUUAGUCAACUGCAAUAAUCAAUGACAAGAUUUCGAGAUACACUCGACAAUCGACAUUUACUGUAAGUGCAGUCACGCGGUUACUUACUUAAUGGCUUUUUUAAAAAUAUUUUCCCGAAUUUGACAAUAUUACAAUAUUAUUUACUAUGUCUGGUAUCUAUAGGCAUAUAGUAAAAUAUUGGAGUUGAUAUUCAAUUCUCAACACAAUAACAAUUGAUACACAGAGUUUACUGUUCGAAAAUGAACAUAUAGUACCUAUCGAUUUUGGACCUCUAUAAUUUUCUUGGUCCUUAACUUUUCAUGGACAACUGCUAGCCAAGUGCUAACGCAAAAUAAUAUUAAAUAUUAAUAUUAUUAUUAAUUAUUAUAAACUAUAAUAAACAUUCGAUAUUGAUACUAAAAAUAAUAAACAUUUUCCGGUGAAUGUGAUAAGAAAAUAUGGCAUCAUAAUAUAAAUUAUUUAAUCCAUGACUGAGGGUUAUAAAUAACUUAUAGAUGUAAAAUAUUACGAGAUAGAGUAAAUAAUAUUAUUAUUGUUUACGAGAUUACGACAUACCUUUUACCAGAUUUAACCUAAUAAUAUAAUAUCCCGCUAAAUUUGACUGAGAUGACUUAAUAACUAUUGUCAUUAAGCAUCGUGUUUUGUGCACUCGUGUCUUCCGGUGUUAUGUUCAAUUUAAUUAAUUUAAAAUGAAGCAUCAACAUUUCUAUUAUGUAAAAAACGGUUCCAAUAGUCGAGGAGUCUGUUACUACAAAUGUAAAUUUGCAUCGAAGUUUGGAUGUCCUGGUUCUAUGAAAGUUUGUGUCAAUGAUGGUUUAAAAAGAUAUGAGGUACUUAAACAUCAUAAUCAUUUAGUUAGUGACGAAGAUUCGAAUAUGAUUGAUUUUAAAAACAUUUUGAAACAAAGAAGUAAAAAUGAAAUUGGCUCACUAAAUGAAAUGUAUGAAGAAGAAGCAAGAUUAAAUCAGAAUGCUGCCGCUCAUUAUUCAUGGAAAACUGCUGAAAGUUUAAUGAGAAGUUGUCGAAAACGAUCAUUACCACCAUUACCAAACACGCUUCGUGAACUCGCAGAUCAAUUUGAGUCAAAUCUUUUAAACAGAUAUCAGACUGGUGGUGAACAAAUUUUUAAAGGCUGUGUUGAGGAUAUUACUGGUAAACAUUCAAUUGUAUUUGCUUGCCAAUCACUAAUUGAUCAAGCAUUACAAUUUGACAUUAAUCAAAUGCAUGUAGAUGCAACUUUUAAAGUAGUGCCUAGUAAACCAAAAUCCCAUCAACUUUUAAUAAUACAUGUCAUGAUAGACAACUAUAGCAUUCCUCUGGUGUAUGCACUUAUGGAAAAAAAAAGUGCCAAUGCGUAUAACUCUGUACUGAAUUUUGUAAAACAAAAUAUCUUACAACAAUUUAGACCUACAAUUGCAAUAACCGAUUACGAGACAGCAUUGAGGGAAAUGAUUGUAAGAAACUUUCCUUCGGCCACUAUUCACGGUUGCUGGUUCCACGUAAACCAAGCUGUGUGGCGUAAGAUGAAAAAACUAGGAUAUUUACAAUUAAUGAAAAACAACCCAUGGGCAGUUAAGAUCCUCCGAAUGUUAAUGGUGAUUCCUUUGCUUCCCGCUCAACGAAUCGAAGAAGGGUUUAAUGAAUUAAAGCGUUAUGCAGGAGCACACAAUGUUGACUUGCAUAUGCUUUUUGAUUAUUAUGAACGAUAUUGGUUAAGAAAUGUAGGAGUUGAAGUACUUUCUGUGUAUAAAAAAGUUUAUAGGACAAACAAUAAUAUUGAAUCUUUCCAUAAUAAACUAAGGCAAACUUUUCAAGUAUCACACCCUAACAUAUGGGCAUUUUUAGGAAAUUUAUGUAAAAUAAACACAAAUUAUUCAAUAAAGUUGAAUCAGUUGGAAAACGGUUUAGCUCUCUCUCGAAAUAUGAAAUCAAAGUAUAUAACAAACGAUUCUAGAAUUAGAACAGCUAGUCGUCAACUGCGUCAAGGUAGACUCAGCAUUAAAAGUUUCCUUUUAAGAUGUUCAUUCACCGUAGCAGGAUAUGAAGAAAGGAUGCGUUUUAUGGCGUUGGGUCAAAAUAAUAUAGAACCUUUGUUGAUGAAUGAUGAUAAUCUUGACGUUACUGUAGAAGAGCCUGCCUACAAUGUAGAAGAACCUCUGGUUAAUGAAGGUGUGCAUAACAUAAAUGCAAACAACUCAUUUGAUAUCGAUUCUGACAAUAGUGAUAGUAUGGUAUUUGUAAGACGUAGAAGAAGGAUUUUUAGCAUCACUGAUGAUGAAUCCGAAAAUGAAUCAAAUUGUUAUGGUGUUGAAAACCCAGAAGUUCCACAACAUGAACCUCAUAUUAAUAUUUUUGAUGAAUUCCCUAGCGAGUACAACGGGGAGCUUGAUCUACAAGGAGUAGAAGCAGUGGUUGACCAAAAUAAUGUUGACGUUGUCAUGUUGUUAGACAAUGACCCAGUUAAUGAUGAAGAUUUUAUCAUUCCUGAAGACAGAGAUCCAGAUAUAAUUUAUAUGAUGGAACUUGAUGCUAGGAGCAGACGGUUGGAAUUGGAGAAUAUUCCAUUUGUACCAGUACCAAUUGUCCUUCCUACCUUAGAAAAUCAAGAUUCAAAAUGUAUUAUAUGCACAGAGGCCGACAGAACACACGCAUUCAUUCCAUGUGGCCAUAAAAUUUUAUGUGGUGAUUGUGUGAAUCUGUUGGAACCCAAACGUUGUCCUGCGUGUAGUGAACAUUUCACUACCUCGCUUAGAAUUUGGUAAAACAUAAUUAUAAAAUAAAUACUUUGUUCAUAAUGA
This is a messenger RNA of Acyrthosiphon pisum (pea aphid), 2869 nucleotides long. RefSeq lists its product as uncharacterized. The transcript has 13 exons. Bases 761 to 2833 code for a protein of 690 amino acids. The record is from RefSeq and is a predicted model, not a curated record. Lineage: Eukaryota; Metazoa; Arthropoda; Insecta; Hemiptera; Aphididae.